AUGAAGUUGGUUCAACAUGAGGCUUUUUCUGGCCAUCGUUCUCGCGAAAGCUUAGCUGAUUACUGUCAGCUUGGUGAAGAUCAGCGAAUUAAUAAUACUGCAAUGCUGAUUCCUUUUUCAUUACAUGAAUCAAAUUUAGAUGAGUAUGAUAAUUAUGAAGGCUCAACUGUAAUCGAGGAACAUCAGGAAGGUUUAACUGAAAUUGAGGAUUAUCAAGAAAGCCCAAUCAUUAUUGAAAAGUAUCAGGAAGUUUUAACCGUAAUUCCAGAAGUAACGGAGGUCCCAAAAGUAAUUGAAGCGAACCCAGCUGAAGAGGACGCAAAAAUAGUUAAAAAUCAUCAAGAAGCGAAUUCUUUGAAAUCACGAAUCUUUAAGCCAAAAUCCCGUAAUAAAAAUGCAUCAGUAAUGGCCCCUUUUAAACCACCCGUCAACCCUAAUUCUCCACUUUUCAAUUCAUAUCACAAGAAUAAAAAAAGUCUCUCUGACAUCAGUAAUAACAUUAUUAUUAAACUUCCCGCAA
Molecule: messenger RNA, 520 nt
Organism: Dentiscutata heterogama
Lineage: Eukaryota; Fungi; Glomeromycota; Glomeromycetes; Diversisporales; Gigasporaceae
Source: the annotation of a GenBank genome assembly